Molecule: messenger RNA, 1281 nt
Organism: Thermothelomyces thermophilus ATCC 42464
Lineage: Eukaryota; Fungi; Ascomycota; Sordariomycetes; Sordariales; Chaetomiaceae
Exons: 2
Coding region: 365-1141 (258 amino acids)
Source: RefSeq, a predicted model, not a curated record
UUGGGCAGUUGAUGACAAUUCAAUCGCCGCCAAAACACCGAUCCUGCUCUUUUCUUUGCCGCGCAGGUUGUACGUGUAUAUCAAAGCCGGGUCCCCGUCUUCUGCCGCAUCCGGGUCCUGUCUUCCUUGACUCUCUGAAACCUACAGUAUACAUACUACCACAGCGCCACCUAGUCGCGCUUAGGGAAUUUCGCCCGCGCACAUCUGCAUCUCGCCUCCCCAUCCGAAGGCACCUUGCAGAGCUCAGAGUUCUUUCCUCGGUAGUACAUACCACUACCUCAGGCACUCACCUCCCCACCCACCUUCCCAAGGUGGUACCUAAUCCGGUCACGCCACCGACUCAAUUUCAAUCCACACACCAAACAUGAGACUCACGUCCUUCUUCCUCGCGGCGGCGCUCCUCAGCGACGCGGCCCUCGGCGCCCUCGGCGCGCCGCCUCCCGUGGACCUUGCGAAGCCCCAGUCGGUGCAGAUUCAUGAGCGCGACGAGGCGGCGCCCGAGGAGCUCUGGAAGCGCAAGGGCGGCGGAGGCGGCGGCGGUCGCGGAGGCGGUGGUGGCGGUCGCGGCGGAAGCAGCGGUAGUGGUGGCGGGCGCGGAUCAUCCGGAUCGGGAUCAAACCCUUCUCGUCCCGUCCCGGCACCGGCCUACGGCGGCGGCAGAUUCUACGGCGGCGGCGCGGCCACGCCCUACCGGGCCGGCAGCCGGUCGCCGUCGGGCAUCGUCCCCGUCUUCUUUGCGGCCAGCGCCCUCGCCUUCUGGCCGGGCCUGUGGCUCUACGGCGCCCACAUCUACCGCUUUGACGACGAGUAUGAGUUCUUCAACGUGACGUCGCAGCGCACCGAGUCCAAGCCGGUCGAGUGCGCCUGCGCGCAGAACGCCGACUGCGGAUGCGACGAGAACCGCGACAAGGACUACCUCGACGACCUGAUCGGCAACGGCAGCUACGCCGCCCUCAACAAGACGCUCGUCAACGUCGCCGACGUGAACGGCACCAGCACGAUCCUCGUCAACGGCACCCUCCCCGACGGCACCGCCGCCUUGGCCGGGAACGCCGCCGGGGGUGGCCUGCGUGCUCUGCUGCACCACGCCGGAUGGUGGCCCGUCGUCGCCACCGUUUGCGCUAUCGUCCUGACGGCGUAGAAGGCUGGCCUUGUACUUGGUUCGAGUUUUGCAAAGCUUUAAGAAACUCGUGUAUAUCCUCAAUCGUUUGCUGACGGCGGCUUUUUGUCUUCCUUCUUUCGGUACUGGUUAUACCCAUGAUAACGAGGCGUUUUUUAGGG